Loxodonta africana (African savanna elephant) is the source of this 948-nucleotide messenger RNA. RefSeq names its product olfactory receptor 8K3-like. Gene Ontology annotation, molecular function: olfactory receptor activity; G protein-coupled receptor activity; odorant binding. Gene Ontology annotation, cellular component: membrane. Lineage: Eukaryota; Metazoa; Chordata; Mammalia; Proboscidea; Elephantidae. The transcript has a single exon. Gene Ontology annotation, biological process: sensory perception of smell; G protein-coupled receptor signaling pathway. The record is from RefSeq and is a predicted model, not a curated record. The coding region runs from base 1 to 948 and encodes 315 amino acids.
AUGGACAAACACAAUCUAACAGAGCAGAAUUCAUUCAUUCUGUUGGGAAUCACAGACCGCCCAGAGCUGCAGGCUCCACUAUUCGGGCUGUUGCUCAUCAUCUAUGUGAUCUCAGUGGUGGGCAACUUGGGCAUCAUCAUCCUCACCAAGAUGGACUCCAAGCUACAAACACCCAUGUACUUUUUUCUCAGACACCUGGCUAUCACUGAUCUUGGUUAUUCAACAGCUGUGGGACCCAAAAUGUUGGUAAAUUUCAUUGUGUAUGAAAACAGAAUUUCCUAUUACUUUUGUGGUAUUCAACUAGCUUUCUUUAUUGUGUUCAUAACUAACGAAUUAUUUAUUCUGUCAGCAAUGUCCUGUGACCGCUAUGUGGCCAUCUGUAACCCUCUCCUCUACACAGUCAUCAUGUCACAAAGGGUGUGUCAGGUACUGGUGGCAAUCCCCUAUCUCUACGGCACAUUUGUGUCUCUUCUCAUCACCAUAAAGAUUUUUAAUUUAUCCUUCUGUAGCUACAAGGUCAUCAGUCACUUCUACUGUGACAUUCUCCCAGUGUUAUCUUUGCUCUGCUCAAACACACAUGACAUUGAACUGAUCCUUCUUGUCUUAGCAACUUUUAAUUUGAUUUCAUCCCUUCUAAUAGUUCUUGUUUCUUACCUUCUGGCUCUUGUAGCCAUUCUCAGGAUGAGCUCAGCUGAGGGCAGGUACAAGGCCUUUUCCACCUGUGGAUCCCACCUGACUGUGGUAGUAGUGUUCUAUGGGACUUUAAGCUUUAUAUACAUGCAGCCCAAGACCAGUCACUCCUCUGACACUGAUACAGUGGCUUCUAUAUUUUAUACCCUGGUUAUCCCCAUGUUGAAUCCCUUGAUUUAUAGCUUGAGGAACAGAGAUGUAAAAUUUGCCCUACACAGGACAUGGAAAAAAAUAAGCAAUAUCUUUUCUAAAGUUUGA